AUGUUUCGCAACAUUCUACGUACAGCACGUUCGGUUCGUGCACUUUCACAGGCUAGACGUUUAAAUACUGAAUCUGUCCCCAUCACAAGGACUUCCGUUUUACCCAAUGGUCUUACAGUUGCAUCUGAGAGACUACCAAAUGUUUCGUCCGCCACCGUUGGUAUCUUCGUAGAUGCGGGAUCUAGAGCUGAAAACGCCAGGAAUAACGGUACUGCUCAUUUCCUAGAACAUUUAGCAUUUAAAGGAACUAAAAACAGAAGUCAAACUGGUAUUGAACUAGAAAUCGAAAACAUUGGAUCUCAUUUAAAUGCCUACACUUCGAGGGAAAACACAGUUUAUUUUGCAAAAUCCCUUGAAGAGGACGUUCCUCGAGCAGUUGAGAUUUUAAGUGAUAUUUUAACAAGAUCUGUAUUAGACCCCAAGGCUAUUGAAAGAGAAAGAGAUGUCAUCAUAAGAGAGAGCGAAGAAGUGGAUAAGAUGUACGAUGAAGUUGUGUUUGACCAUUUACACGAUGUUGCAUACAAGAAUCAAGCAUUGGGACGUACUAUUUUGGGUCCUAUUAAGAACAUUAAAACCAUUACAAGGGAAGAUUUGAAAAAUUACAUCGAUAAGAACUACAAAGGUGAUAGAAUGGUUUUAGCGGGUGCGGGUGCCAUAGACCAUGAAAAGUUGAUCGAAUACGCCCAGAAGUCCUUUGGUCACAUCCCCAAGGCAGAAUUUCCGGUUCCAUUAGGUUCACCUCGUGGUCCUCUACCAGUUUUCCACAGAGGUGAGAAAUUGAUUCAAGAGGACACUCUGCCUUCGACUCACAUUGCAAUUGCAGUGGAAGGUGUAUCUUGGUCCGGUUUAGAUUAUUUCAUUGCAUUGGCAGCUCAAGCCAUUGUAGGUAACUGGGACAGAGCCUUGGGUGCAGGAACUAAUUCACCUUCACCAUUGGCAGUUGAAGUAUCCAAUAACGGUACGCUGGCUAACUCAUACAUGUCAUUUUCCACAUCUUAUGCAGAUUCCGGUCUAUGGGGAAUGUACCUCGUGACAGAUUCUCAAGAGCAUAACGUGAAGAACGUUUUUGACGCCAUUAUUAAAGAAUGGCGUAGAAUUAUGUCAGGAAACAUUUCAGAAAGUGAAGUACAGAGAGCUAAGGCACAAUUGAAGGCUGCUUUAUUAUUAUCGCUAGAUGGAUCAACCGCUAUCGUUGAAGAUAUGGGGAGACAAAUAGUUACCACAGGCAAAAGGCUAUCGCCCGAGGAAGUUUUUGAAAAAGUGGAUAGGAUAACAAAGGAAGAUAUUAUAAUGUGGGCCAACUACAGAUUAAAGGACAAACCCGUAUCGUUAGUGGCGCUAGGUAACGUUAAGACCGUUCCAGGUGUAUCCUAUAUUGAAAAAGGGUUGAAUGCUUAA
Molecule: messenger RNA, 1398 nt
Organism: Zygosaccharomyces rouxii
Lineage: Eukaryota; Fungi; Ascomycota; Saccharomycetes; Saccharomycetales; Saccharomycetaceae
Gene: MAS1
Product: mitochondrial processing peptidase
Exons: 1
Coding region: 1-1398 (465 amino acids)
Cellular component (GO): mitochondrion
Molecular function (GO): metalloendopeptidase activity; metal ion binding
Source: RefSeq, a predicted model, not a curated record